Diprion similis is the source of this 1667-nucleotide messenger RNA. RefSeq names its product FGFR1 oncogene partner 2 homolog (gene Fgop2). The record is from RefSeq and is a predicted model, not a curated record. Bases 146 to 754 code for a protein of 202 amino acids. The transcript has 5 exons. NCBI's taxonomy places the organism in Eukaryota, Metazoa, Arthropoda, Insecta, Hymenoptera, Diprionidae.
UGUUCACUUAUCUUUAUAUCUGUUCAGUACUUACCUUAUUUUCAACAAAUCGUGGAUCUCACAAGUACGGUCCUGUAACGAAACCUAAUUAUUCUUCUAAUUUAACUGUUCUUGCUAUCAACUCGGCGACCAAUAGUUUGGAAGAAUGUCAAUAACUUUUCAACAAAUUAUGUUGGAUGCUGAAAAGCUGGUGGGACGCAUUUCAGAUCAAGAAAAUAAUACGGAUAAUUUGAUAUCAGAUAUACAAUCAGUAUGCAGUCAAAUCGACAGCAUGAAACAAUAUCAAGAGGAAGUUGAAAUCCUUAACUCGGAAGCACACCACAGACCUCACUUACAAUUAAUUGCUGGAAUUCAACAAGAAAAUAAAUAUCUGCGUGAAAUUCAAGCAGAGAAUAAAGAAUUAAAAAAUGCGUUGGAGGAUCAUCAGAAUGCUCUUGAACUAAUAAUGUCAAAAUACAGAGAACAGACUUCAUCUUUGAUUCGCCGUUGCAAAGUGGAUUUUACCUCCUUCCACAAUUCAAAAUAUACUCAGUUGAUUACCAGCCAAGCGGAAAAGAUCAAUGAGAUGGCAGCAGUAAUGAAAACUGCAGCUGCGAUCGAUGAAGAGAAUGAUAUUAGAGGAAAGGAGGUUUAUUCUCGACUGAAAGAAGAGAAUACUGUUCUACGAGAAAUACUUGAUAUAGCUAACAAGUACGGAUCUCUGGAUAAAGAUCCAACGAUGGAUGAUAAAACUGUUCAAACAGAGCCAGCAUAAGAAAAUUUGAGACUUUAACACAAUGGAGAUAUAGUUAAUCGAGGACAUAGGUCACAGGUCACCUCUGAGCAAACUUGGAUGUGGAUGGCAGGAAAGACCAAGUGCAUUGGUAUACGUGCACAAAUAUACCAGCCCUGCUAAAAGGAUUACAGCGAACUGCCAAUCGAUUGUUGGAGAAUAUUUCAUAGUCGCAAAGUAAAAAGUAGUUUCGUUACCGUCCACAUCCGGAAAAAUAUUAAUCUCGGUAACGUCUAUGAAUUGGCAAGGUCACUGGUUUGCAAAGGUUUGGUCAACUUCUUGAAAUAACUUGAAAGCUAGUUUUCGCAUCCAGGAAAUUUUCGUAAUUAAACUACUAGAAAGUUGAAGUAUACAAUUUUAUUUUGUAAACGUGAGAUCCUUACACUUUUUCUCCCCUCGACGGGUUAUCGGAGAAAGGUGACCCGUGCGGGAAGAACGAGCUUACUGAACUGAAUCACUACUGCAUUUCAAAUCUCUUACAAUCCUUCAUCUGUCUUCAGCAUCGUAUAUUAUUACCUGAUUGCCAAAAUAAAUUUAUGCAGCAUUUUCGUUACGCAGACAAGUUUGUCAAUUAACGUCCUCGCGUUGAACAUAAUUUUUUAUAUCUCAGCUAGUCGGUGUUUUAAACACAUGUCAGUUAUAUUUCACCAUGAGGUUUAUCGUAUGGCCAGCUAUCAUCGGUUACUAUUUGAAUCUCUUUUUAACUUGUAAAAUAUUGACAUAAUUAUAAAUUAACAAAUACCAGGCACUGCCCCUAUUUCAAAGGUGAAAAUUUCAAUACAGCAUUAAACCAAUAUAGGUAUGUAACAAUUACUUGUAGAUGACAAAACUUCGUACUUAUGGUUGUAAACAAGGUAACAAAAUAUUUGUACAUUAUUAAACAACGCUUGAAAUU